Rattus rattus (black rat) is the source of this 3888-nucleotide messenger RNA. It is a transcript of the gene Ndst1, whose product is annotated as N-deacetylase and N-sulfotransferase 1. The transcript is spliced from 13 exons. The coding region runs from base 358 to 2919 and encodes 853 amino acids. Gene Ontology annotation, molecular function: deacetylase activity; heparan sulfate N-sulfotransferase activity. Lineage: Eukaryota; Metazoa; Chordata; Mammalia; Rodentia; Muridae. The record is from RefSeq and is a predicted model, not a curated record. Gene Ontology annotation, cellular component: Golgi apparatus.
GAGCGCGGCAUGCAGCACCCCCUGGCUGGCCCGGUGUCUUUUGACCUGCUGUUGACUGCUCCCAGGAGGCCCUGACGCCCUGGGGCACUUUUGCUCUGCACAGGACCACGUUGGGGUUUGCCAUGGUGACAUAAAGGGGUGUAGAGGAAGGAAGGAGCAAGACCAGCCUGUAGACUGUGCCCCUGGCUGGGUGAAAGGGCCAGGGGCCCGGAGCCUUCUCUCCACUGCCCUCUGAACGUCUCACUUCCCAAGUCUCUGCAUUUCUCAGUCAGUGGACAACUUUUGGAACUCCUGUGUGAGGACUUCGGGGGACCAGGCCAGGCUGGGCCUCUGCUGGUUGAGGUCCCGGGGGCCAGAAUGCCUGCCCUGGCGUGCCUCCGGAGGCUGUGUCGGCACCUGUCCCCACAGGCUGUCCUGUUCCUGCUGUUUGUCUUCUGCCUGUUCAGCGUGUUCGUCUCGGCCUACUACCUAUAUGGUUGGAACCGGGGUCUCGAGCCCUCGGCAGAUGCUUCUGAGUCCGACUGCGGGGACCCACCACCUGUCGCCCCUAGCCGUCUCCUGCCAAUCAAGCCUGUGCAGGCGGUCGCCCCUUCCCGAACAGACCCGCUGGUGCUGGUAUUUGUGGAGAGCCUCUAUUCACAGCUGGGCCAGGAGGUGGUGGCCAUCCUGGAAUCCAGUCGCUUCAAGUACCGAACAGAGAUUGCACCGGGGAAGGGGGACAUGCCCACACUCACGGACAAGGGCCGCGGCCGCUUCGCCCUCAUCAUCUAUGAGAACAUCCUCAAGUAUGUCAACCUGGAUGCCUGGAACCGGGAGCUGCUGGACAAGUACUGUGUGGCCUACGGCGUGGGCAUCAUUGGCUUCUUCAAGGCCAAUGAGAACAGCCUGCUGAGCGCACAGCUCAAAGGCUUCCCUCUCUAUCUGCAUUCGAACCUGGGCCUGAAAGACUGCAGCAUCAACCCCAAGUCCCCACUGCUCUACGUGACACGGCCCAGUGAGGUGGAGAAGGGCGUGCUGCCCGGAGAGGACUGGACGGUGUUCCAGUCUAACCACUCUACCUAUGAGCCAGUGCUGCUGGCCAAGACGCGCUCCUCGGAGUCCAUCCCACACCUGGGCGCAGACGCCGGCCUGCACGCUGCCCUGCAUGCUACUGUGGUCCAGGACCUGGGCCUCCACGACGGCAUCCAGCGUGUGCUGUUUGGCAACAACCUCAACUUCUGGCUGCAUAAGCUCGUCUUCGUGGAUGCCGUGGCCUUCCUCACAGGGAAGCGCCUCUCACUGCCUUUGGACCGAUACAUCCUGGUGGACAUUGAUGACAUUUUUGUAGGCAAGGAGGGCACACGCAUGAAGGUGGAGGAUGUGAAGGCCCUGUUUGAUACACAGAAUGAACUUCGUACACAUAUCCCAAACUUCACCUUCAACCUGGGCUACUCAGGGAAAUUCUUCCACACAGGUACCGAUGCUGAGGAUGCUGGGGACGACCUGCUGCUGUCCUAUGUGAAAGAGUUCUGGUGGUUCCCCCACAUGUGGAGCCAUAUGCAACCCCACCUCUUCCACAACCAGUCUGUGCUGGCUGAGCAGAUGGCCCUGAACAAGAAGUUCGCUGUCGAGCACGGCAUUCCCACAGAUAUGGGGUAUGCAGUGGCGCCCCACCACUCUGGUGUGUACCCUGUGCAUGUGCAGCUGUAUGAGGCCUGGAAGCAAGUGUGGAACAUCCGUGUGACCAGCACAGAGGAGUACCCGCAUCUGAAGCCUGCCCGUUACCGCCGUGGCUUCAUCCACAAUGGCAUCAUGGUCCUCCCUCGGCAGACCUGUGGUCUCUUUACACACACCAUCUUCUACAACGAGUACCCUGGAGGCUCCAGUGAGCUGGACAAGAUCAUCAAUGGGGGCGAGCUCUUCCUCACUGUGCUCCUCAAUCCUAUCAGCAUCUUCAUGACACACUUAUCCAACUAUGGGAAUGACCGCCUGGGACUGUACACCUUCAAGCACCUGGUGCGCUUCCUGCACUCCUGGACCAACCUGAGGCUGCAGACACUGCCCCCUGUGCAGCUGGCCCAGAAGUACUUCCAGAUCUUUUCUGAGGAGAAGGACCCGCUUUGGCAGGAUCCCUGUGAGGACAAACGCCACAAAGACAUCUGGUCUAAGGAGAAGACAUGUGACCGCUUCCCAAAGCUGCUCAUCAUUGGCCCCCAGAAAACAGACUUUGGUCUUAAGUCCUGUCUCUGGGCUUCCUGCAGGUACAUGGAGUUCUUCCCUAUUCCCUCCAACACCACCUCUGACUUCUACUUUGAAAAAAGUGCCAACUACUUUGAUUCAGAAGUGGCGCCACGGCGGGCAGCUGCCCUAUUGCCCAAGGCCAAGGUUCUCACCAUCCUCAUCAAUCCAGCUGACCGGGCUUACUCCUGGUACCAGCACCAGCGGGCCCAUGAUGACCCAGUGGCCCUAAAGUACACCUUCCAUGAGGUGAUCACAGCUGGCCCUGACGCAUCCUCAAAGCUGCGUGCCCUCCAGAACCGAUGCCUGGUCCCUGGCUGGUAUGCCACUCAUAUUGAACGCUGGCUCAGCGCCUUUCAUGCCAACCAGAUCCUGGUCUUGGAUGGCAAACUGCUGCGAACAGAACCUGCCAAAGUGAUGGACACGGUGCAGAAAUUCCUCGGGGUGACCAGCACGGUUGACUACCAUAAAACCUUGGCGUUUGACCCAAAGAAAGGAUUUUGGUGCCAGCUGCUCGAAGGAGGAAAAACCAAGUGUCUGGGAAAAAGCAAGGGACGGAAAUAUCCAGAGAUGGACCUGGAUUCCCGAGCCUUCCUAAAGGAUUACUACCGGGACCACAACAUUGAGCUCUCUAAGCUGCUGUAUAAGAUGGGCCAGACACUGCCCACCUGGCUGCGGGAAGACCUCCAGAACACCAGGUAGCCUUGGCCACCACAGCCAGACAGAACGCUUGUGUUAGCAGGGAUGUCCUGCCUCACACUGAGCCAGACUGACCUGCCUCGAAGGAUGCUGGCCCCAGCCAGCCAGAAGCAACGAGCAAUACCCUGCUAAGGCCCACCAGAGCCGGAAGCCCAGGCAGGUCUGCAAGGCCUCAGAGCAUCCACUGCUGGAUGUGUGGCUGUGGGACCUCUGUGGGACCAGAGGUCCAUUCCGUUCCUUCGCAGCCUCCCUGCCUGGGGAGAGCACUUCCUGUUGGUGGAAGGUCAUUUCCUGGUAGGAGGAGUCCUGGAGACUCUCUCCUGUCCCUCACUGUGUUCGACCAGUCCUGCCCUGUCCUGUGUCAUACCACCCCUGCUCCAGCAGGAUGUCCCCUCAGUAUUAGCUGUCAUAUUUCUCUGUCCUCCAGACAGUAAGGGAGAGGAGCGCAGCUGGGCCUCUCGCCCAACUAGGGAGAAAGACUGGGCAUGUCCCUGAGGGUUUUGAGCCAGGCCCCGCCAGGGUUUAGGUAGGCACCCAGAUGCACUCAUAGAUUGAAUGUGAGGGUGGCCAUCUUGAGAGGACAUACGACUCAGUAUUUGGGUUAUUAGUAUCAAUCUCAUCUCCCCUUUGGGGGAAAGACUCUCUGGUCCCUAUCGUAUCCACCUAGUGCUCAUGGUCUCUUGUUGGCCCUGGGCCACUGCCCUGCCACUGGGCCCAGAGACAUGGGCCUUGGCCCUGUCCUGUUCACCUGGAUGUGACCUGUGGUGUUUCCUGUGGUAAAGGCUGAGGCGAGUCAGGAGUCUGCCAGUGUUCAUACUCCCAUGUACAUAUACUGUCUCCCAGCCACCGCCUCGGCCCGGCAGGCAAGCAGAGUCAGCAGCACUGCUCUCUACUGCUUUGCCUGGCAACCUGUGGCCGAGGGUCCCCAGAGACCCCCAACCUCCCAAAUACUAAGAAGCUAAAGUAUUUUAA